AUGACCGAGGUCAGCCUCAAUGCUCAAUUCGGGGCGGAAUUGAAGGAUGCGUUCAAGCCGGUAAACUUGUGGGUUUCGAACGGGAUUGCCUGGCUAGACGACAUACAACAAUUCUACCGUGAAAGAAGCGGAAUUGAACGAGAAUAUGCGUCCAAACUGUCGGCAUUAUGCAAGAAAUACUCGGAUCGCAAAGCGAAGAAAAUCAGCAGUCUCAGUGUGGGAGACACGCCGACCAUGACACCCGGAUCGCUCGAAUCAGCAUCAUUGACGACCUGGUCUACACAAUUGACCACGGUGGAAUCACACGCAGCUGUGCGCGAUAAAUUUGGUCUUGAUUUAAUUACCCAGGUGGCCGACCCGCUCAAAAAUAUAUCCAUUCGAUACGAGGAACUGCGCAAAAGUCAUGUCGAAUUCUAUGGCAAGUUGGAAAAGGAACGGGAAGCAUCACUUGGCGAGUUGAAGAAGGUCAAGGGAAAAUAUGACGGAGUAUGUCAGGAGGUGGAAAACCGCCGCAAGAAGACUGAGUCCUCGUUUGACUACAACAAAACAAAGGCACAGGCUGCUUAUCAGCAGCAGCUAUUGGAAAUGAGCAAUUCCAAAAACACAUAUAUAAUCAACAUCCACGUCGCGAACAAGUUGAAAAACCAGUUCUAUCAUGAAUACGUUCCCGAAGUACUCGAUAGCUUGGGAGACUUGAAUGAAACCCGGGUUGAAAAGUUGAACGCUUUCUGGUCCCUUGCAGUUCAGCUGGAAAAGAACGCUUUGACGCAGAGCACCGAACUCUUGACACAUCUUGGGAAUGAAAUCCCGCGCAACAAUCCAAAACUCGACUCAAUGAUGUUUCUCCAACACAACGCCUCUCAAAGUCAGGAGCCACCAAAUCUAGUGUUUGAACCGAGCCCCGUAUGGCAUGAUGAUGAUCAGAUGAUCACGGACGAAUCUGCAAAAGUGUUUUUGCGCAACAUGCUUAUGAAAAGCAAGGUCCAGGCUAAAGAACUAAAACUAGAGGCAGAAAAACAAACAAAAGAGGUUGAAGCUGCUAAGCGUAUUCGAGAUAACGUAAGACAGGGCAAAGACAAACGAGAUGAAGUCGAUGUGGUAAGGGCAAUUUUCAACUUGCAAGAAAAGCUCCACGAGACCGAGCGCAAGAGAUUGACGGCGGAGGUUGAAACUCUGACCAUCUUGGCUGUGGUAGGCGACUUGUCCCUAGGAGCGAGAAAUCAUAACUUUAAAUCUCAGACGUUCAAGAUUCCUACCAACUGCGACCUCUGCGGUGAAAGAAUAUGGGGCUUGUCAGCGAAGGGAUUCGACUGUGUCGAUUGCGGAUAUACUUGUCACAGCAAGUGUCAAAUGAAGGUACCGGCAGAGUGUCCUGGCGAGCAGACCAAGGAGGAGAAGAAAAAGUUGAAGGCGGAACGUCAGGAGCAAGCACAAUCUGCUCCUACUGUUUCAGAGCCUACCCCCUCUCCGUCAAACGGAGCGGGAGCAGAGAUGCCGGCUUUGACUCGUAGAGAUACGAUGAACUCUUUGAGUUCGGGAUAUGCACACAGCGCGCAGCGAUCUGUUUCCGGCUCGGUUUCGUCUUCAAAGCCAUCGGGCGAAGAGCCCGCUGAACCGAGUGCUGCACCAUCUAGACCUUCUACAUCGACAACCACCAAACGACAUAGGGUUCUCGCGCCACCUCCGACGCAGUAUGUCAGCCCGACUCCGGCUGAGGCUCUGACCUUAAAUAAGAGCGAGCAGAGAGGAAAGAUGAUUUAUGCAUAUCAAGCUGGUGGUGAUGGGGAGGUGACUGUAAACGAAGGGCAGGAAAUUGUUGUCUUGGAACCUGAUGAUGGUUCUGGUUGGAUGCGUGUAAGGGCAGGUUCCCGGGAAGGAUUGGUACCGUCAGCAUACGCCGAACUUGCACCGGCACCAUCACCAGCAUUGACCGAGCGACCACCUUCGACUUACUCGAAUUCAUCGGCAUCAUUAGCCGGAAGUACCACAACGAAAAAGGUCGGACCGGCAGUCGCGCCUCGACGUGGAGCAAAGAAGCUACAAUACGUCGAAGCUCUAUACGAUUACGAAGCACGCUCAGACGCUGAACACAGCAUGUCGGAGGGGGAUCGUUUCGUGUUGGUUAGUAAAGAUAGUGGUGAUGGGUGGGCAGAAGUUGAAAAGGGAGGGCAGGUGAAGAGUGUGCCGGCGAAUUACAUUCAGGAGGUUUAGGUCUUUUAUUCGUAGGCCAUUUGUACAUAUUUAUUCGCUACUGUUAUUUUGCAUCAUACGUUAUGGCUUAACUAGUAUAUAGGCUUAACUGGUAUAUAGAAGCAUAU
Messenger RNA from Talaromyces stipitatus ATCC 10500, 2318 nucleotides. Its product is annotated as actin polymerization protein Bzz1, putative. Lineage: Eukaryota; Fungi; Ascomycota; Eurotiomycetes; Eurotiales; Trichocomaceae. Gene Ontology annotation, molecular function: protein binding. The transcript has 6 exons. The record is from RefSeq and is a predicted model, not a curated record. Bases 1 to 2211 code for a protein of 736 amino acids. Gene Ontology annotation, biological process: regulation of actin filament polymerization.